AUGGAUGAUCCAUUUGAACAAGUUCUUAAUGAUACUCACGAGCAGACCAAUCGAUUGCUUCAAUAUUUGGACGGAGACCACCAGGUUGACUCCGAAAUAAGGGACAUUUUCGUUGACCUGGAAGAAACGGUGCAAGAGCUGGAUUCCAGCAUCCUUGUUAUGAAAAGAGAUGGUUAUGUGGACGAUAGUAUAAUAAUGCGGCGAGAAGAAGCCAUGCAGGGCUUGAAACGGGACGUUGCCCGCUUGAAACUGCAAAUUCCAGCAGAUCGCGUGUCAACCAAUGCAGGGUCAUCCCCAUUAGAUGCAGAAGCUUCUGACGUACCGUCUGACGAUCAAGAGAACAAUCCCAUGCAGCAGCAGAUGCUGCAGGACCAAGACCAGCAUUUGGACACUAUCCAGCAGAGCAUGCGGAAUCUGCAUUUACAGGCCUCUACGAUGGGCCAAGAACUCGAGGAUCAAGGUGUGAUGCUGGACGAGAUGGAUGGGAACAUGGACAAUGUGAUGAGCAAACUCUCACGAGGUAGAAGACAGCUGGAGUGGGUCUAUGAGAAGAACAAGGAGAAAUAUAACGAUUGUUGCAUAGGGUUGUUGAUCGUUGCAUUAAUCGUGUUGCUGGUACUGGCGUUUGUGCUGUGA
Messenger RNA from Lachancea sp. 'fantastica', 636 nucleotides. The record is from the annotation of a GenBank genome assembly. Lineage: Eukaryota; Fungi; Ascomycota; Saccharomycetes; Saccharomycetales; Saccharomycetaceae.